This is a messenger RNA of Fusarium subglutinans, 402 nucleotides long. RefSeq names its product acetyltransferase. Gene Ontology annotation, molecular function: protein-N-terminal amino-acid acetyltransferase activity. Lineage: Eukaryota; Fungi; Ascomycota; Sordariomycetes; Hypocreales; Nectriaceae. The record is from RefSeq and is a predicted model, not a curated record. The transcript has a single exon. Bases 1 to 402 code for a protein of 133 amino acids. Gene Ontology annotation, biological process: N-terminal peptidyl-methionine acetylation. Gene Ontology annotation, cellular component: NatB complex.
AUGGGCAAGGUCGAGUCUUCUCCGGACGCCUACAAAUUCUCCGAGCAUUACCUACCAUGGCACGCUCACAUAACGGCGCUCACUGUUGCCCCAGAAGCUAGAAGAUCUGGCAUUGCAAAGAUCCUGACUGAUCAGCUGGAAGUCGCAGCUGAUGCUGAGAACGCCUGGUUUGUGGACUUGUUCGUUCGAAGCAGCAACCACAGAGCCAUUGCCCUCUACAAGAAUCUGGGUUACAGCGUCUUCCGCGUGGUGAAGGACUACUACGGUGACCACGCAACUGACCCUUCCAGGGCGAGCGAAGACGCAUUCGACAUGCGCAAGCCCAUGAAGCGAGACAAGGAUCAUCAGCACAUUCGAGAUGAUGGAGAAAAUCAUAUGGUUGAUCCCGAGGAUGUUUGGUAA